GGCUUCCAGAAGUGGAAAGACACGUUAGCCCCUGUGCUUGUCAGUCCAGUCCGAUGAGGGCUCCAGCGAGCAAUGAAAGCUACAGUCUGCCAGGUGCUGAAAGGGAAGAAGCAAACAAAGUGACCUGAGCGUGCUCUCACUCAGGGAACACAGAAUAAAGGGCCCAAGUCAUCAUUCCUGUGCUAUAGGUGGCCUAUGCAGCACAAUUGCAGAAACAAGCAGCAGAGAUGACAGUUACAUACUCCAGCAGAGUUGCAAAUGCCACUUUCUUUGGGUUCCACAGACUGCUUCUCAAAUGGAAAGGAAGCAUCUACAAACUGCUUUACAGAGAAUUUCUUCUCUUUGCUAGCCUUUACACUGCAAUCAGUGUGUUGUACAGAUUUUUCCUUACAGGAAGCCAAAAACGUUACUUUGAAAAACUGUCAAUUUACUGUGACAAAUAUGCGGAGCAGAUCCCAGUGACAUUUGUGCUGGGGUUCUACGUUACUUUGGUGGUGAACCGUUGGUGGAACCAAUUUGUCAACCUUCCAUGGCCAGAUAGAAUUAUGUUCUUGAUCUCCAGUACUGUCCAGGGAAGAGAUGAAUAUGGUCGCUUGCUGAGGAGAACACUAAUGCGCUAUGUGAAUUUAACAUCCGUCCUCAUCUUUCGUUCGGUGAGCACAGCCGUCUAUAAAAGGUUUCCAACCAUGGACCAUGUGGUAGAAGGAGGUUUUAUGACACAAGAGGAAAGGAGAGUAUUUGAUGAACUUAAGUCUCCUCACCUGAAAUACUGGAUCCCCUUUGUCUGGUUUGGAAAUUUGGCAGCAAAAGCACGACAAGAUGGAAGGAUUAGAGACAGUGUAGACUUACAGACACUGAUGAAUGAGAUGAAUCGGUAUCGAUCAUGGUGCAGCUUGCUCUUUGGUUAUGACUGGGUUGGAAUUCCACUAGUAUACACACAGGUUGUCACUCUUGCUGUCUAUACUUUCUUCUUCACAUGCCUGAUAGGACGUCAGUUUUUGGACCCUGACCAAAACUAUCAAGGUCAUGAUUUGGAUCUUUACGUUCCUAUCUUCACAUUGCUACAGUUUUUCUUCUAUGCGGGAUGGCUUAAGGUUGCUGAGCAGCUUAUCAACCCAUUUGGGGAAGAUGAUGAUGAUUUUGAAACAAACUGGUGCAUUGAUAGGAAUCUGCAGGUGUCACUUCUGGCAGUUGAUGAAAUGCACAUGAAUUUACCACGAAUGAAAAAGGAUAUUUACUGGGAUGAUUUAUCAGCUCGCCCACCAUAUACAUUAGCAGCAGCAGAUUCCUGCAUCCCAUCCUUCCUUGGAUCAACAAUUGAAAUGGGUCUCGCAGACAGCCAAUUCCUGCAUGGAGAAAACUGGCACCGGGAUUAUGAUAAACCCAGAAGGCAGCAUUCGGUGCUGAGAAGAAUGAAGCGAUUUCUAAGUGUCCGUGAAGAGUCCUCUGUGCCGACUAGGAACUACCAAAGACAAUCCAGUGAAAACUCUGUUUUUUUCCCAUCCCACGAAAUGCACCACAUCGGCAAUUUAUUAGAAAUCCAUUCCAGGGGCAGACAUUUUGCCUCCAAUGAAAGGAAAAGCUAUGAAGGUCCCGAGAAGAGUAUGAAGGGACAUGGGAGUAUGGAUCUUGGGAUUAUAAGAGAAACCAGCAAGAAUGAUGCUCUAGAGACAGGUUGCCAGUCCACUGGGGAGGAGAACAUAAUCAAAAUGGAUCCCAUUGUUUCUGAAAAAACCGUUACUGAAUCUGAGGGCAGAGAAGCCAGAACGGAUGAAGAAGCAAACAGCACAGCAGCUCACAUCCUGACAGAGGAUGAUUCUAGGAGUCAAAGUGGAUCACAGACUGACUCUGAGGGACUUGGGCUGGCUCCCAAUGCAUCACAAAACAGUCCGACACAUCCACCAAUGUUGCCUUCAAAAACAGAACCACUUCACAUGGAAUCCAGGCUGCAGGAUUCAUCCGUGAGGAACCAAGGGGGAAAGCAACCUUGUUCAUCUCAAAAUAUAUCUGACAGUCCAUUAUGGAGAUUCCCAGAUGCUGUCACUCAACCUGUGGUGCCCCCCACAGAAAUGGCUUCUCUCCUACCAGAAUCUCCUAAGACGUCUUCUGGAAAAAGCAACCUGAGCACUCCAAGUACUCCUGUUUCUCCUUCUCUAAAUACAUUUGACAUAAACUACUUUCUAGGACAGGCUGAUGCUAAAGAAACAGAUAUCCUUCAUAUAGUUGAGAGUAGCAAUGGGAAAAGUAAAGGACACCUCUGAGACAUGAAAGAGCAUCAUUGUGCUUUGCUCCUGACUCCUACAACUCACAGAAUUUUAUUGAUUUUUGACUCAGAACAAAGGUUUGCAAGCUACCCUAGGACAUUGCCCAAUAAAUGCUCCGGAUGCCUUUAUUUUCAUAAAACAGUUCAAAAAUA
This is a messenger RNA of Anolis sagrei ordinatus, 2416 nucleotides long. It is a transcript of the gene BEST3, whose product is annotated as bestrophin 3. NCBI's taxonomy places the organism in Eukaryota, Metazoa, Chordata, Lepidosauria, Squamata, Anolidae. Gene Ontology annotation, molecular function: chloride channel activity. The record is from RefSeq and is a predicted model, not a curated record.